AUGAUUCAACCUAAUAAACGCGUUUUAGAGACAAAAUUUCAAGGGCAAGAUCUCAAAAUUAAUAUAAAUUUAGAUGGAUUAUCAGGAGUAGCUCAUUAUAUGGAUAAAAAUAUUAAAUUUAAAUUUGCAAAAGAAGUACCACCUUUAUUAUCAUCGAAUGUAGAAAUUGACAAUACCAAACUUCAUAUUUCAUUUUCAUCUCCAUCAUCAAUUAAAGGAAUAAUAAUUUAUCCGAAUGGAAAUACCGAAACAGUAAUACUUAAGAAAGAAAAUGAUGAAUUUCUUCUAAAUGUAUCCAUUUUGCUAUUUUUACUUGUUCUCUUCUUCGGAAUUAUUUAUUUCAUUCGUUCAAAAUGCAUUAAGAACAAUGACGAAGAUAGAAUUAACGAUACGCAAGACCAAGAAUCGCGCCCAGUAAAAUACGAAGUUAGAAUUGUUAAAACCGAAGAAAUUACGAAUGAGGAAGAAGACUAUGAAGAAGAAAAUCCAGAAGAAGAGUCAACGAUUCAAAACAAUGAUGCUGAAGAUGAGGUUUAUCAACGAAAAUAA
Molecule: messenger RNA, 549 nt
Organism: Trichomonas vaginalis G3
Lineage: Eukaryota; Parabasalia; Trichomonadida; Trichomonadidae
Exons: 1
Coding region: 1-549 (182 amino acids)
Source: RefSeq, a predicted model, not a curated record